Messenger RNA from Sinocyclocheilus rhinocerous, 1432 nucleotides. It is a transcript of the gene ccdc124, whose product is annotated as coiled-coil domain containing 124. The coding region runs from base 94 to 744 and encodes 216 amino acids. Gene Ontology annotation, cellular component: nucleus. Gene Ontology annotation, molecular function: transcription coactivator activity. The transcript has 5 exons. The record is from RefSeq and is a predicted model, not a curated record. Lineage: Eukaryota; Metazoa; Chordata; Actinopteri; Cypriniformes; Cyprinidae. Gene Ontology annotation, biological process: transcription by RNA polymerase II.
UGCACCUUAACGUUGGAUGCCACCCGCCAUAAAACAAGAAGAAGAAGAAGGGCGCGCAACACAGGCUGGCGCAGGAAAAGGGAAGUCCCAGGAAUGCCGAAGAAAUUCCAGGGUGAGAAUUCCAAAUCGGCCACCGCGAGGGCCCGGAAGGCUGAGGCCAAAGCAGUCGCUGAUGCACGCAAACAGAAGGAGCUGGAGGACGCGCUCUGGCAAGAUACCGACAAACAUGUCAUGAAGAAAGAGCAGAGGAGGGAUGAUAAGGAGAGAAAGCGUUUGGAGGCUCUGGAGAGGAAGAGAGAAAACCAAAGGCUCUUUGAGGAAGAAGUUGGCAAGAUAAAGGGUAAACAGACAAAAGAAGCCCCCUGUAAAGUGACUCGAACCCAGAUUGAGGAGAACCUACAAAGCGAGCAAAAUGUUAAGGAAACCAGGGUAAAAGAGAAAAGCCACUUGGAGAUGCCGCUUGAGGAGAACGUCAAUCAGAUAGUUCCAGAAGAAGGCACGAUGGAGGCCCAAACCAUUGAGGAUGCCAUCGCAGUUCUCAGCACUAAGGAAGACCUGGAUCGACACCCUGAGCGGCGUAUGAAAGCCGCCUACGCUGCGUUUGAAGAAGCAAACAUGGCGCGCCUUAAAAUGGAGAACCCCAAUAUGCGACUUUCCCAGCUAAAACAACAGCUCAAGAAGGAGUGGACAAAGUCUCCGGAAAACCCCCUCAACCAACGUGUGGCAACCUACAACUCCAAGUAAACCAACACAAGGGCACUUAAAGUCUGACCCUCGGCGCAGAUCCUAACAAAUACAAAAAGGCACCAUGAUUAAAUUUGGACACAAAAUUUACACAUGAACAGCUGAUCUAUUCGCAUCCUCACCUCAUAUGUGAACUCACAGACAAACUUGGAUUAUUUAACUAAUUAUUCAAUAAAUGUCUGAUGAUGUAUGAACUUAAUUCGCUUAUCUGCUAGACAAUGACCUAUGAGCUGCUGGGAAGUUUCGUUUUUAGUGAACGCAGAGUGGAUUCUCAACUAGCACACCUUUCCUCCACAUAACAUGUUUUACUGCUGUGUUGAGUUCAUUUAUUAAUGUCUUCAUCUAAUAUGCGGAACAUGACCUGAAGUGUGGUUAACCUGAGGAAAGUUUUUAUAUUUUUUAUUUAUGGAGAAGAGAAAGGUGAUCUGAUAAUUGCUCUAAAUUAAGAUGAUAUGGAUAGAGAUUUGUGUGCUUGAUUGAUCUUACAUGGCUCUUUGUUUUGAAAAUGCACUUUGGACCUGGUAUGGAACCGUGUCUCCACAUCCCAAAGGCGAGUGGACUAAUAGCCGUUGGACUGCCAUACACGCGUGUCAAGCAGUGCGAACACAUUCUGGUCUGUGGAGGAGUACAAACACUCUCAGUGGCUCUUGGAAAAAAAUGUAAAUAAAAAGUAAGGAAGAAACGGCUA